This is a messenger RNA of Rubroshorea leprosula, 1627 nucleotides long. The record is from the annotation of a GenBank genome assembly. NCBI's taxonomy places the organism in Eukaryota, Viridiplantae, Streptophyta, Magnoliopsida, Malvales, Dipterocarpaceae.
GAAAUUGUCAUAUUGUUUAGGUUGUUAAGCUAAAAUUCUGUGUAUGUUCUGUCGUCUAUGACAAUGUUUAGGUGAUGAUGAGAUGCACUGUCCUUCAGAACUGAUUUAACUUUUGGAAUUGUCUGAAUCUUAACAGUAAGAUUGAAUGCCUUUCUGUUCCUCAUGUUAUUCACCUCUUACAUGUUGACCCUGGCAAACUGAAACUGUUCACGUGAUUUUUUGGUUGCCUGCUAUUUUUGCUCAAUAUCAUUGAUCCAUGAUCUGUGAGCAUGUUAAAUGCAUGCUGACCACCGAUUGGAAUUAUCUGGUAAUUCUGAUAUGCUUUUGUUUUUGAUGCAUUCCAUUUUUGCCUUUAAAAAGCCUUUAAGGCCCUUCUGCAAAAAAGAGUCUUUUUCCCCAUAAUGCUAGGUAUAUUGGGAGGAUCUGGUAGGUUGGCAGUUGAAACUAAACAUGAACUUUGGCUCUUGCUUUUUCCCUCAAUAUUUUAAGGAUGUAACAGACUUUACUUUGGUGAAGGAUGAAACAAGCUUUAGCUUCUAGCAAAAUGAGACAACAAUUUUAAAUUAAAAAAAUUAUCCAAACAGAGAAUUUUAUAGAUUCAGCAUUUUGAAGUCUGUAUUUUGAAUUUCUUUUAAUAUUUCAAAUCUCAUCCGACAGCAACAGAGCAAUAGUUUUCUUAACUUGCCUGCCAUGAUGCCAGGCAUAUAUGUUGGUGAAGGAAAGGUGAUCCACUUCACUCGGGGAGGUGGACAGGAAAUUGGCAGUGGAACUUUCCUAGAUCAUGCUAUUUUUAGCUCAUCUCCUUCCCAUGAUUCAGGCAAUCCAUGCCCACAAUGUGGUGAUCAAUCAAGACUUGAUGGUGUCAUUUCUUCCUGCAUUGACUGCUUCUUAGCUGGUGGUGAUCUCUACCUUUUUGAGUAUGGCGUUUCACCUGUUUUUUUUCUUGCGAAGGCUCGAGGAGGGACCUGUACCCUUGCUUCCUCUGAUUCACCAGAGAAUGUCCUUCAUCGGGCUCAUUACCUUCUCGAGAAAGGUUUUGGUGUCUACCACGUAUCCAAAAACAACUGUGAGGACUUUGCAAUCUACUGCAAAACUGGUCGAAUUGUGAUCACUACCAUUAGUGUGGGUCGGAGUGGGCAGGCAGCAUCAUUCCUAGCCGCAGCAAGUGCCAUCAUUUCUUCACCACUAAGAUAUCUGACAAGAAGCUUCAGUGGCCUGGCAGUUGUGGGUUGCAGUAUGUAUUGUGUUAGCCGCCUGGUUUCAGAUAUUGGAGUGCGUCGUGAUGUGGUAAUAGUUCCAGUGGAAAGACUUGUUUCCCGUGCCAGUAUAGAUGAAACAGAUACCGGCAAUGUGCCCAUGGAGCAUUAAUUAUCAUUGUCCAAGUAUAAACUUAUCAUCCCUUUCUACCAUACGAUAUGACUCCUUAAAAAUUGCUUGGAAGUAUUUAAGGUUGGUAGAUGGUGCAUCUUUUGUUAUUUGCUCGAAGAUUGUUGUGAUAUUUAUGUGCAGUGGAACCAAAUAUUGUUCUCAGUUUUAUUAUACAUCUUUUUUGUAUAAUGUACUUUCCCCUUUGCAUUUUAACAAUUUUCCUAAUUUCAAAGCCUGAAAAUUAAGUUAAUCUUGAAUU